AUGACCUACAGGGGGGAGCCCACUAAUGAGAUUACACCAUUAGCGAAUAGCGGAUUUCUCUAUGAUUCAAUAAGAAAUGAGGAUUUAGAUGAAUCUGAAGUCAUCACAUAUAUUCAAAACAGAAGAGCAUCUAUUGCCUCAUGCGGAACUGAUAAGAUUCCAAGCAGCUUGAUUUUAAGCCAAGGGGGCGGAAUAAGGUCACAUAUAGAUAGGGGGAACGAUGAAUUGAUUACCACGUCUAGAUCGAAUGCAUCAUUCGUGGGAGAUGUCUUAUCUCAUGCAAGCGGAUUAUUGGCCGAGCCCGAAACUGACUACAAAACAGAAAUUAAGGUAUUGUUUGAGUACUCAAUUCCAUUGGUUAUUACAUUCUUAUUGCAGUAUUCAUUAACAGUUGCAUCAGUCUUUUCGGUUGGGAGACUAGGGCUGAGGGAAUUGGCAGCUGUUAGUUUAUCUUCUAUGACAGCUAAUAUUUCUGGAUACGCUAUAAUUCAAGGAGUUUCUACCUGUCUUGAUACAUUAUGUGCACAGGCUUAUGGUAGAAAGGAAUUUAGCACCGUUGGUGUACACUUUUUCAAGUGUAACUAUUUGUUAUUUUUGUUAUGUAUCCCCAUGUUUUUGUUAUGGGUUUUUGGUUCGAAACCAAUUCUCUUGAUGAUUAUUGGUAAUGAGAAGGAGGAAUUGUGUUCAUUGGCAUCUCAGUAUCUUCAAGUUUUAAGUUUAGGUUUACCAGCUUUUAUUCUUUUUGAAAAUGGUAAACACUUCUUGCAGGCUCAAGGUAUAUUCCACGCAUCGACGUAUGUUUUGGCUAUUUGUGCACCAUUGAACGCAUACCUUAAUUAUUUAUUAGUAUGGAACAAGUCGAUUGGUAUGGGAUUCGUAGGAGCACCAAUAUCUGUAUCCAUAACCAAUUGGUUAAUGUGUAUUUUGCUUUACUUGUAUAUUUGGCAAGUCAAGGGUAAUGAAUGUUGGCCUAGUGGAGGCUUGUUGUCACCCAUCUUCUUUCGAAACUGGACCCGAAUGAUUAAUCUUUCAAUACCUGGAGUCUUGAUGGUAGAGGCAGAAUGGUUAGCAUUCGAAAUUAUUACUUUUACUGCUUCUAAAUUCGGUACUGAUGUUUUAGCUGCUCAAUCAAUCGUUUCAACCACAUGUGUCCUUCUUUAUCAGAUUCCGUUUGCCAUAUCGAUUGCUAUUUCUACUAGAGUUGCCUGGUACAUUGGUGCUGCCGCAAAAAAGCCUGCCAAGGCUGCAACAACAGUUGCAAUCUACAUUUCAUUAUUGCUAGGAUUAAUUAAUGGAUCUUUUUUGUUCUGCUUUAGAGAUACAUUAGCUUCUCUAUAUACCGACGAUUCUCAUGUCAUUAAACUUACCUCCAAGGUUUUAGUGGUUGCUUCGGUAUACCAAAUUAACGACUUUUUGUCGUGCUCAACAGGGGGGAUUCUAAGAGGCCAAGGUAGACAGAAAAUAGGCGGAAUAUUAAAUUUAAUAUCUUACUAUUGCAUUGCAUUGCCCUGUGCUUUUACAUUUGCAUUCUACUUCAAGCUUGAAUUGGUGGGCUUAUGGCUAGGAAUGAUCAUUGCUCUUUUUUUCGUUUCUACGCUACAAUAUUACUUUGUAUUAACUAGUGAUUGGGAUUACAUUAUUAGUGAAUGUAUCAGCGAGAGUGUCUUCGAUGAUGGCUUUAAUGCUGACGUGCAUUCCAUGGUUCCUAGUAUGAGCAGUUCGCGUUUUGCUUAA
Messenger RNA from Debaryomyces fabryi, 1734 nucleotides. RefSeq lists its product as uncharacterized. The transcript has a single exon. NCBI's taxonomy places the organism in Eukaryota, Fungi, Ascomycota, Pichiomycetes, Serinales, Debaryomycetaceae. Gene Ontology annotation, cellular component: membrane. Gene Ontology annotation, biological process: xenobiotic detoxification by transmembrane export across the plasma membrane. Bases 1 to 1734 code for a protein of 577 amino acids. The record is from RefSeq and is a predicted model, not a curated record. Gene Ontology annotation, molecular function: antiporter activity; xenobiotic transmembrane transporter activity.